CUUUUCUCCUUUUCUCCUUUUUCAAGUCUAUAGAUUCGAUUUCAAUUCCUUAAUAUUUGGGUUUUGAUUUCCAACAAAACAAAAAGAGAAAGAAACAGAGUACUCUGUUUCCAGCUUUUAACCCCUUACUCUCACAUUAACAUUAACAUCCAAACACUUGUUUGAGUUGUUCUUCUAAAUACCUUAAUUUCCCAAAAUGGUGAGUUUCCUUGAAGAAAGACCAAAGAACAUGGCUGCUUGUCAAAAUGUGGUCACUGAUGCAAAAUCAGCACAAAAACCGCCUGCACCACCCGGUUUUCUCUCCAUUUCACGCAAGAAUUUGCUUCAGAACCUUGAAAUCAGUGCAGGAGCAAGGGUUGGCGCAUGGGUCGAUUCCAUGAGAGCUUCUUCCCCAACUCAUAUUAAGUCUACACCUUUCAUUGCCGAUGAUGAAGGUUCCUUGAAUCUGCACCAUCCAUCGGCGCUGGAUAUGUUCGAGCAGAUUAUAGAUGCUUCGAAAGGGAAACAAAUAGUAAUGUUUCUAGAUUACGAUGGCACUCUUUCUCCGAUUGUUGCAGAUCCAGAUCGAGCUUUCAUGUCCAAGAAGAUGAGAAAGACGGUGAGAAAGGUAGCCAAAUGUUUCCCUACAGCUAUAGUGAGUGGUAGAUGCAGGGACAAGGUGUAUAACUUUGUCAAGUUGGCUGAGCUAUAUUACGCUGGAAGCCAUGGAAUGGACAUUAAAGGCCCUGACAAACUUUCCAAAUCUAACACAGACACUGAAUUGCUUUUCCAACCAGCUAGUGAAUUUCUUCCAAUGAUCGAUGAGGUUUACAAACAACUGGUGGAGACUACAAAAUCAACAGCAGGAGCUAAGGUGGAGAACAACAAAUUUUGUCUCUCGGUACACUUCCGUUGUGUGGAUGAAAAGAAAUGGAGUGAACUGGCACAGCAGGUUAAGUCUGUGUUAAAAGACUACCCCAAGCUUCGGCUAACACAAGGCAGAAAGGUUCUGGAAAUCCGUCCCACAAUCAAAUGGGACAAAGGGAAAGCCCUUGAGUUUUUGUUAGAAUCUCUUGGAUUCGCUAACUGUACCGAUGUUUUCCCGGUUUACAUCGGAGAUGACCGCACUGACGAAGAUGCAUUCAAGAUACUGAGAGAUAGAGGACAAGGUUAUGGUAUUCUCGUCUCCAAGUCUCCCAAGGACACCAAUGCAUCAUAUUCUUUACAAGAGCCACAUGAGGUUAUGGAUUUUUUACGACGAUUGGUUGAAUGGAAAGAAUUUUCUGCAAAAACUCAAUCGAAAAUGUAAAAGAAGAGAAAAAUAUAUAUAUAUAUAUAUAUAUAUAUAU
Molecule: messenger RNA, 1328 nt
Organism: Hibiscus syriacus
Lineage: Eukaryota; Viridiplantae; Streptophyta; Magnoliopsida; Malvales; Malvaceae
Product: probable trehalose-phosphate phosphatase I
Exons: 12
Coding region: 197-1288 (363 amino acids)
Biological process (GO): trehalose biosynthetic process
Molecular function (GO): trehalose-phosphatase activity
Source: RefSeq, a predicted model, not a curated record